Messenger RNA from Danaus chrysippus (African queen), 909 nucleotides. NCBI's taxonomy places the organism in Eukaryota, Metazoa, Arthropoda, Insecta, Lepidoptera, Nymphalidae. The record is from the annotation of a GenBank genome assembly.
CUGCGAAUCAAUUUUUUUCAAAACUUAACGGGACACGAGACUAUAGAGGACCCUCAGUAUGUAUUGCAAAACGUGGAUAUAGAAGUUCUGACGAGAGCUGGUGAAGGGAUAGACUUUAAGCCAUGCGUUGAAUCGGGAGAUGGCUUCAUGACUCAAUCACCAUGGGUUUCAUUACAGAAUGCAAAGUUUAAGUUUUCAUAUAUGACAGGAUCAGCGAACCAAGCUGCGAUGGGGGAAGUUUUGGAACUUACAACACAUAAGUUAUCACAGAUCAAUCAAAAUUUAUCUAAACUGAUACCAAAAGAUCUCUUUUUCGACAAUGACAAAGAGAAAUCUCGUCUAGCAUUAAAAGUGAAAACUAUGUACUUCGGUGACAAUGACAUCUCUGAAAAUAAUAGAGACAAACUUUCACUGUGCUACUCGGAUAGCCAAUAUCUUAAUAGUGCAAUAAGAACCGCCAGGCUGUUAGCUAAGGGAGGGUCUCAUGUAUAUUUUUAUGAAUUCUCUUUGGAUAACAACUCAUCGCCUAUAAACGGUUCAGCGCGGGGAGACUCCAUGAAUUUAAUAUUCGGAACAGAAGAAACCACUAGCUAUAAUGACGAACAAACAAACAAAAAUGUAAUGAGAGAGAUGAUGAUAAAUAUAUGGAUCAGUUUCAUAAAGUACGGGAAUCCUUCCGCUGAAAAUAUUACAUGGAAGAACUUGAAAUAUGGGGACCAGAAAAGCGAAGAGUGGCUCUCGAUUGGCUCGGCGGUGGAGAUGAGGAAGGGUCUCCAUGUGGAACGACUGAAGCUAUGGGACGACUUAUAUAACUCAUACUACAUUGAAAGGAACAAGGGCUUAGGACACAAACCUGUCGGUUUCUUAACGAUCGUUUCUUGGUCAGUGCUGGCUUUCCUUAAGCUGUAG